Knipowitschia caucasica is the source of this 387-nucleotide messenger RNA. The record is from the annotation of a GenBank genome assembly. Lineage: Eukaryota; Metazoa; Chordata; Actinopteri; Gobiiformes; Gobiidae.
AUGUGGCGCCCUCAGGUGGAUUUCGCCUUCAUCGUGUGGCAGAGUUUCCCAGAGAGGAUUGUGGGAUAUCCGGCCAGGAGCCAUUACUGGGAUAGCUCCCGGUCGCGCUGGGGCUACACGUCCAAAUGGACCAACGACUAUUCAAUGGUGCUAACAGGGGCCGCCUUCUACCACAGGUUCUAUCACUACUUGUUCACUCAGUAUGUCCCGGUGAACCUGCUGCAGACCGUGGACCGCAUGGCCAACUGCGAAGACAUCCUCAUGAACUUCCUGGUGUCGGCGGUUACUAAGCAACCACCGAUUAAAGUCACUCAGAAGAAGCAGUACAAGGAGACCAUGAUGGCACAGCUCUUGGUGAUUGAUGGUCUGACCGCAGCAGCACGAUGA